This is a messenger RNA of Exophiala oligosperma, 2046 nucleotides long. RefSeq lists its product as uncharacterized. The transcript has a single exon. NCBI's taxonomy places the organism in Eukaryota, Fungi, Ascomycota, Eurotiomycetes, Chaetothyriales, Herpotrichiellaceae. The coding region runs from base 106 to 1173 and encodes 355 amino acids. The record is from RefSeq and is a predicted model, not a curated record.
CUGCCAGGCUGCCCGAUCCAUCUUGCAGCGCUUGAUGCAUAUUAGUUUCCCCGGCCGCCUUCAGUAUAUGCCUUAUGGCGACUGGUUGUGCUAUUCUCCUAGGCAAUGGCAGCAGCAGCAGAAGUGCAGGCCUUGCUGCGCUUCCUGACGAAAGAUGCCAAACUUCCUUUGGCUGAGGCCAUGUCAAAGAUCAAUGGUCUACGAAAAGAACAAUUGAAUACUCCGGAGAACAUCUCCAGAGCCAAUGAAGCCACUCUUAAAUCUAUCUUUACUGAUGAAAAAGUUCUAAAGCAGGUUCUCAAUGCAGCUAAGAGAGUUUCGAAUCCUAAGAAACGUUCUUCUACCCAGGCGGAUUCAUCUGCUCCGAAGCGGGUCAAAGCAGAACCAGGUGUUGCAAACGAGGAGUCCUCACUUGAAUUUCCAAAAACUGCGUUGACACUUGAGGAAAUUGAAAGCCUCACAAUCGAGACGAACCGAGCUCCUCUCUUUCUUGCCUUCACCAUCGCAAUGCUCUCAUAUACCCACUCAGAGCAACCUUUGUCCAGUCGCUGGAGCCUCGCCCAGGCCGUUGUUAGUGCAGGAGCUCAGAGCAAGGCCAAAUACUUGGGACUUACAUCUGGCCCGACAGCAGAAGAAGAUGGAUGGGCUCAAGGUCAGCCGAAAAUCAAGAUCAUGGGUAGAGAAAUUGCUGUUAUGAGAAGACACGUCGUAGCACAGUCCGAUGACCACAACAGUCCAAGUACGGCAUUCUGGGGGUUGGAUCUCGAAGCCCUUCGCAGGUCAAAUGGACCAUUGAUUGGUCCUAGAGAUGGGCAUAGACAAAACGGCCCCCCUAUUCACCAGCCUUCUGCGCCUCGAAAUUAUUUGUUGAAGUCGAUGGUGGUGAUUGAAUCGGAUGACGCACAGACUGAGGAAGGAAAAACACAGAAACAAGGCAACAAGCCGUCACCAAAGAGCAUGGCUGGCAAGAAAGAAGAGGCUGCUGCAAUUAUGCUUAAAGCCAUCGACGCCGUCUGUCAAAGUUGGGCCUCCACUCUCAGCGACGAAGACCUUGACCGAAGAGCUCAAGCGUGGUACAUGCUGGUCAGACCUGAGGUAGAGCAAGGGCAGGCUGGCUGGGGACAGAGGGGCAAAGUGCAUCUCAAAGAUAUACUGAAGUUGAAGAAUGGAUGACCGAGCAAGUGAGGUUAUUUAUAUUGAACCAGCUACGGGAUGAUCAUGCUCAAGAAGACGGUAUAACAAUCCAGUUCCCGACAACGCCAAAUACCGAUUCAGCGACGAGCGCAAGGUGGUGUUACAACAGUGAAGGACGCAUCCUGCAACGGAUAGCACAUCUACUGUCCUCCCGCAGCAUUCUGGUCUGAUGAAUUCCCGGCUGAUUUAGGCCCAACAUCACCUACGUUGAUCAGCCAUGCCAACACUGAGGUCGAUCUGGACUUACCUUGCCAAAACUUUUUGUCUACCUUGUUAUCCUCCUCUGCAAGUUGAUUGACAGAUCGCUCAUGUCUUUGCUCCAUCUCCUCGUUGUGCUUUCUCACUUCAGGAUUGUCUUUCUCCGCGGCUGACUCGGGACGGUGGAUAGCUGGACUUCCACGGUCGCUUCCAGUGUCAGAUUUUUCCGUUGACUGUGCUUGGGAUGAGCCCGAUGAGGAUGCAGUUCCCAUAUUGGCUGGGGCUUCGGGUCCAGGAUGCUCUAGAUGGGAUUUUGGGUUCUUCUGGUCCCGGCCCUGCUCCAUUCCAGACUGUUCGCUGCCAUAAUCUUGGUGUGCGAGUCUUCGUGGUUGCGCAGCAUAGAAGACGCCCGCUUGACGAAGGACGUGUGGUGUCCUCGGUGUUCGCGAUGCUAGACGAAGAAUUGGCUGCAUUUUGGGAAUUGGUUCAUCGAUCAAUAUGUUACGAUGAUCAAGAGUACUGUAAUGAUUUCCUGAGGACAAAUAUCUAUAGUAUCCUAGUCUACAAGUAGGAGGGGUUGAUUACAUGGCUGAGCAAAAAAUGUCAUGGAUGCGACUUCUCGAUGCGUGGAAUUGCCAUGACCUCAUUGAAUGC